GUGCCAGAGGAGGCCAAUUAUGAGGUGGUCCCUGUGGAGGCCUAUGGGCUGGCCAUGCUGCGGGGCAUGGGCUGGAAACCUGGCGAGGGCAUCGGUCGCACCUUCAAUCAUGAAGCCCGUGUCAACUCACUGAGGCCCAAGGGAUUAGGGCUGGGUGACCUGACCGAGGCCCAGACCUUGACCCCUACCGGCCCCUCCCACAUGCCAAGGCCAGAUGAGCAAGGGAAGGAUAAGGAAGAUCAGCCUCAAGGGUUGGUGCCGGGAGGAGCUGUAAUGGUUCUUUCUGGCCCUCACCGAGGCCUCUAUGGGAAGGUGGAAGGCCUCGAUCCUGACAAUGUUCGGGCCAUGGUUCGUCUGGCUGUGGGGAGCCGGAUGGUGACUGUCAGUGAGUACUGCCUACGGCCAGUCUCCCAGCAGGAAUUUGACAAGAACGCCUUGGAUCUCAGGCAACAGAACAGAACUGCCUCAUUACAGAAGACCCUCCGGAAUCAAGAACUCCACAUCCAGCAGGACAACUCAGAGAGGAAGCGGAAACACCUUCCAGGCCGACAGAAUGGGCUUACAGCCAAGAUUGAGAAAGCAGCCCCCAGGAGUCGGCACUGGCUGCACAGGGACCUGCGGGUGCGGUUUGUGGACAAGAUGUACAAAGGCGGCCAGUAUUAUAACACCAAGAUGAUAAUUGAAGAUGUCCUAAGCCCAGAUACCUGUGUAUGUCAGACAGAUGAAGGCCGAGUCCUGGAAGGCCUGAGGGAAGACAUGCUGGAGACACUGGUUCCCAAGGCAGAGGGCGACCGUGUGAUGGUGGUGCUGGGCCCACAGGCUGGAAGGGUGGGACAUUUGCUGAGCCGGGACAGAGCACGGAGCCGGGCUUUGGUGCAACUGCCAAGAGAGAAUCAGGUGGUGGAGCUUCACUACGAUGCUGUCUGCCAGUACACGGGCCCUAGUGACACAGAUGAAGACUGACCCAUGGGACUCCUCCCAUCCCCUAGGCUGUUACCAGUUCUGUACAGUAUGAGGAAGUUGCCUUCAAGAAGGUGGGAAGAUCAUUGUUCCAUCCUCUACUUCUAGUGCAGUUCUGGGACAAGGACAAGGGACAUGGAUGGAUGAACCAGUAGGGAAGCUAGAAACAAACCCAAUAUUUACCAGAAUUUAGGGUAUAAUAAAAACCAUUUCGGACACUUAAUAGAAAGAUGUAGCAGGCUAGGCACGGUGGUUCACGCCUGUAAUCCCAGCACUUUGGGAGGCCGAGGCGGGUGGAUCACGAGGUCAGAAAUCGAGACCAUCCCGGUCAACAUGAUGAAACCCAUCUCUACUAAAAAUACAAAAAAAUUAGCUGGGCACGGUGGCGCGUGCCUGUAAUGCCAGCUACUCAGGAGGCUAAGGCAGGAGAAUUGCCUGAACCCAGGAGGCGGAGGUUGCGGUGAGCUGAGAUCGCGCCAUUGCCCUCCAGCCUGGGUAACAAGAGUGAAACUCCGUCUCAAAAAGAAAAAAAGAUGUCUCUAGCACUGCUCAGAGGGCAAAUUUUAAAACUAAGUCUGGGUGAAAGAUUUGCUAGUUUUACAGAAAGAUUUGUUAUCUUAAACUCAAGCUGGUUUUUCUAUUUUCAUGUAAAUGACUGGGAUGCUGUCUUAUAAAAUCUUCCAAGUUCA
Messenger RNA from Callithrix jacchus (white-tufted-ear marmoset), 1649 nucleotides. Lineage: Eukaryota; Metazoa; Chordata; Mammalia; Primates; Cebidae. The record is from RefSeq and is a predicted model, not a curated record.